Messenger RNA from Acomys russatus (golden spiny mouse), 760 nucleotides. RefSeq names its product membrane-spanning 4-domains subfamily A member 6B-like. NCBI's taxonomy places the organism in Eukaryota, Metazoa, Chordata, Mammalia, Rodentia, Muridae. Gene Ontology annotation, cellular component: trans-Golgi network; plasma membrane. Gene Ontology annotation, biological process: cell surface receptor signaling pathway. Bases 1 to 735 code for a protein of 244 amino acids. The record is from RefSeq and is a predicted model, not a curated record. The transcript has 6 exons.
AUGAUUCCACAAGUAGUGGCCAAUGAAAAUGUGAUGGUGAUUUCUCCAAAUGGAAUCAAUUUUCCCCAAGCAGACAAACACCAGCCUACUCCCCAGAGGCAAGACAGCCUGAAGAAACAUCUAAAGGCAGAGGUCAAAGUGUUGGCGGCAGUCCAGAUCAUGUGUGCUGUGAUGGUGUUGGGUGUGGGCAUCAUUUUGGCUUCUGUUCCCCAUGCAGAAUACUUUACCUCAGAGUUCUCAGCCCUGUUAAAAUCUGGCUACCCAUUUAUAGGCACUUUGUUUUUUAUCAUCUCUGGAAUUCUGUCCAUCAUCACCGAGACAAAGUCAACAAAGCCUUGGGUAGACAGCAGCCUGGCUAUGAGCAUCCUGAGUGUGGCGUUUGCAUUCAUGGGCAUUGUUAUCCUCUCUGUGAACCUGGCUGGUUUGCAUCGUGCCACAGAGCAGUGUGAGCAGAGCAACGAGACUAGACCGACUGAAAUCUUUUAUCACUACAGCACAGACCAGACUUACUGUUCCACCGCCAAGGCUGUUCUGACUGGAGCCCUUUCCCUGAUGCUGAUCUGCAGUGUGUUGGAGCUUGGGCUGGCUGUGCUCGCUGCCAUGCUGUGGUGGAAACAGGGUCAUUUUAACUUCUCUCAGAAUGUGAUUUUCCUGUCUCGUAACUCAAAUAAUGAAUCCAAUGUGGAGUCAAAGGCACUUUGUAACCCUGCAUAUGAAGAACGAUUGGUUUCUUAAGAAAACAAAAAUCUCAGAAAUAUAC